Molecule: messenger RNA, 1056 nt
Organism: Necator americanus (New World hookworm)
Lineage: Eukaryota; Metazoa; Nematoda; Chromadorea; Rhabditida; Ancylostomatidae
Exons: 8
Coding region: 1-1056 (351 amino acids)
Biological process (GO): regulation of transcription by RNA polymerase II
Cellular component (GO): nucleus; transcription regulator complex
Source: RefSeq, a predicted model, not a curated record
AUGUUCGAAGAUUGUUUCUGUUCUCGUUGCAAUUGGUUGUUUGGUAUGUGUAUAAAAGUUUCAAUUGUUGAUAGACAUGCAUCUGGUCCUGAGGAGGUCCAUCUAGAACAAAAGAAUUGUUGUGGAGAAUUAGGCACUAGAGUUUACCAAAAUACAAAGGAUUCACCCUUCUGUGUACGUACUACCGUGCGAAAGAACGUAAGAAUAGGUCAUUUAAUGAACGUUGUUGGACCAGGUCCAUAUAUUAAUGAUAGUGGCAAAAUGAUAUUGAUUCGCCUGGUUCGCGAGCAGGAAGCAAUAUGGAAUCCAAAUUGUCCAGCAUAUUCGAAACCAGACCUCAAAUGUGCCGCAUGGAAUCAAGUACAGGAGCAGAUGAGAAGAAAUGGAUUCGAAUAUACUUUGAAUUUUUUGCGAAAACAAUGGAAUAGUCUUCUUGUGUACUGGAAGAAGAACCUCAGAUACAACAAGAAACCACCAGAAAGGGAAUGGCCAUUCGGCAGAAGCAUGAACUUCCUGGCGACGAGAUAUGGGAGCACAUAUCCACACUGCCCUCCCAACUACGAUGUUUCUACGCGAGACUCAAUGGAUGAUAUUGAUGUAUACGGAGAUAUCGACUAUUUGUAUGAGAACUCUCAGGCUAAUAGAUCGAUAGAUUCCCGAGAUGAUGUCUCAAAUCGACUGAGUACUGAACUUGAAAUGGAGUCAUCAAAUGAAGAAGCUGACGCACGACUGCGGUUGGUUCAAGGCGAUGUAACACCACCUCCAAUACAGGGAGCAGAAUUGAGGACUACCAAAGAAACACAGCAUAUGUGGAAACGACGUCACCUGCAACGGAAUAGGGAAGAUAUUGCUACCAGAAAUGAUGAAGAGAAGGACGAGGAGGAAGUUAUUGCUGAAACAGUUGUGCCAUCCGAAGAACAGCGAAGAAAUAACGUCGACAAAUAUGAUCAAUACGGUGCAUUUCUCGCCUCUACACUUCGUGAUAUGCCUGAGCAGGAGGCGAAGAAGAAGAUGAAGAACAUAAUGUUAAUACUCCUGGAUGACAGUGCGAAAUAG